GAGAGAGAAGAGGGAGGAGGGGAGGGAGGAGGAAGAGAGGGAGGGAGGGAGAGAGAAGCCUCCAGCUGCUCUCGCUAGAGAAAGGGAGUGACCGAAGGGGCCAGCCAGUGAAGGGACAGGAUGGCUUACACACCUCCGCCCACAGGACCCCACGACAGGGACAGGUUCUAGCUACAGCUUCUCCGAGGGGUAAUGGCGGGGGCUGGAGAGUCGCUCAAAAGCCCUGAACGCGGACUGCACCGCCUCUAAGGGACAUCCCAGAAGUUAGCAUCAGUGGCACUUGGAAGCUCCGAUCUCCACAACAUCCCAGGUAUGGCUGGUGACUCUAGGAAUGCUAUGAACCAGGACAUGGAGAUUGGAGUCACUCCCUGGGACCCCAAGAAGGUUCCCAAGCAAGCCCGCGAUUACGUCCCCAUUGCCACUGACCGCACGCGCCUUCUGGCCGAGGGCAAGAAGCCCCGCCAGCGCUACAUGGAGAAGAGUGGCAAGUGCAAUGUGCACCACGGCAACGUCCAGGAGACCUACCGCUACCUGAGUGACCUCUUCACCACCUUGGUGGACCUCAAGUGGCGCUUCAACCUGCUCGUCUUCACCAUGGUCUACACCAUCACCUGGCUGUUCUUCGGUUUUAUUUGGUGGCUCAUUGCUUAUAUCCGGGGUGACCUGGACCAUGUGGGUGACCAAGAGUGGAUUCCUUGUGUUGAAAACCUCAGCGGCUUUGUGUCUGCUUUCCUGUUCUCCAUUGAGACCGAAACCACCAUCGGCUACGGCUUCCGGGUCAUCACAGAGAAGUGUCCAGAGGGGAUCAUACUCCUCUUGGUCCAGGCCAUCCUGGGCUCCAUUGUCAACGCCUUCAUGGUGGGGUGCAUGUUUGUCAAGAUCAGCCAGCCAAAGAAGAGAGCGGAGACCCUCAUGUUUUCCAAUAACGCAGUCAUCUCCAUGCGGGACGAGAAGCUGUGCCUCAUGUUCCGGGUGGGCGACCUUCGCAACUCCCACAUCGUGGAGGCCUCCAUCCGCGCCAAGCUCAUCAAGUCCCGGCAGACCAAAGAAGGGGAGUUCAUUCCCCUGAACCAGACAGAUAUCAACGUGGGCUUCGACACGGGCGACGACCGUCUCUUCCUAGUGUCUCCGCUCAUCAUCUCCCACGAGAUCAACGAGAAGAGCCCCUUCUGGGAGAUGUCUCGGGCUCAGCUGGAGCAAGAGGAGUUCGAAGUCGUGGUCAUUCUAGAAGGGAUGGUGGAAGCAACAGGCAUGACUUGCCAAGCACGGAGCUCCUACAUGGAUACAGAGGUGCUCUGGGGCCACCGAUUUACGCCAGUCCUCACCUUGGAAAAGGGCUUCUAUGAGGUGGACUACAACACCUUCCACGACACCUAUGAAACCAACACACCCAGCUGCUGUGCCAAGGAGCUGGCAGAAAUGAAGCAGGAAGGCCGGCUCCUCCAGUACCUUCCUAGCCCGCCCCUGCUGGGAGGCUGUGCUGAGGCAGAGCCAGAUGCAGAGGAUGAGCAGGAUGGAGAGGAUGAGCCCCAGGGGCUGAGUGGGCCCCGGGAGACCAGGGGCUCAGUGUGAGGGCUACCCUCUCUUCAUGAUCCCUCCUCACUGGCUUCUAGGAGCACAGAUCCUGCAGAGUUGGAAAGUGGGAGGUAAUAGCUCAGUGUGCUGUGUGGGGCCCAGGAGCUGUCAAGGACGGGAGGAGACACAUAUCCAGCCCUCGUGCUCCCAGCUCAGGGCCCCUCUGAGCAGGUGGCAUCCUGUCUGGGCCCGCCAUGGCAGUGCCACCUCUGUCAGCACUGGCUAAGGGCCAGGCCAGGAUGGGUUUCC
Carlito syrichta (Philippine tarsier) is the source of this 1824-nucleotide messenger RNA. It is a transcript of the gene KCNJ5, whose product is annotated as potassium voltage-gated channel subfamily J member 5. The transcript is spliced from 4 exons. The record is from RefSeq and is a predicted model, not a curated record. Gene Ontology annotation, cellular component: plasma membrane. NCBI's taxonomy places the organism in Eukaryota, Metazoa, Chordata, Mammalia, Primates, Tarsiidae. Gene Ontology annotation, molecular function: G-protein activated inward rectifier potassium channel activity. Bases 313 to 1572 code for a protein of 419 amino acids. Gene Ontology annotation, biological process: regulation of monoatomic ion transmembrane transport; potassium ion import across plasma membrane.